UUUUUCUGUGGUUUGCCAAAUCCAAGAACUUGCAGGUCACGCCGCUGCAGAAGACUUUGUACCGAGCACUUGAACAUACCUAGCCUCAAAGAGCUGAGAUGGAGCUGCUGGAAAUUGGUACUCCUGUUCUUAUUAUUUGUUUCAUUUGCCUGGUUUUCCUUUUGGUACGGAAACAAAGUCACAAAGGAGAAAGGCUCCCCCCGGGCCCAACUCCCCUCCCCAUCAUUGGGAAUCUGAUGAAUCUAAACUUGAAGGAUAUCCCUGCGUCUCUGUGCAAGUUAGCCCAAGAGUACGGCCCUGUUUACAUGUUGUACCUUGGCCCCAGACCCACCGUGGUCUUGCAUGGAUAUGAGGCGGUGAAGGAAGCUCUGAUCGAUCAGGGUGAUAAAUUCCUUGGCAGAGGACGUAUUCCAGUCAUUUCAGAUUUCCAAAAAGGACAUGGAGUUAUUUUCAGUAAUGGAGAGACGUGGAAGCAAAUGCGGCGCUUCUCCCUCACGACCCUGAGGAACUUCGGGAUGGGGAAGAGGAGCCUUGAGGAGAGGGUCCAGGAGGAAGCCCGGUGCCUGGUGGAGGAGCUCAGGAAAACCAAGGCUCAGCCCUUUGAUCCUUCUUUCAUCCUCUCCUGUGCUGCCUGCAAUGUGAUCUGCUCCAUCCUCUUCAAAGAGCGUUUUCAGUACCAGGACAAGAAGUUCCUUUUCCUGAUGGACUUGUUGGGUUUAAAUUUUAGGCGAUUAAGCCCUGUAUGGAAUCAGGUUUACAAUCUAUGGCCAAAUCUCAUAAAGCAUCUCCCUGGACAACAUAGAUCAUUUUUUAAAAGGACUGCAGUUUUUCAUAAUUUCAUUCUGGGAAAAGUGAAGGAGCAUCAAGAAUCCCUGGAUGAGAGUAACCCUCAAGACUUCAUCGACUCUUUCCUCUGCAAGAUGGAGCAGGAGAAAUGCAACCCGUUGUCUGAAUUUCACUUGGAGAACUUGACAAUCUGCGGAUCAAAUUUGUUUGCAGCAGGAACUGAGACAACCAGUUCCACCAUGAGAUAUGGACUCCUGCUCCUACUGAAACAUCCAGAGGUGGAAGCCAAAGUUCAUGAAGAAAUUGACCGUGUGAUCGGGCGCAACCAGAGCCCCUCCAUGAAGGACAAGAUGAAGAUGCCCUACACAGAGGCGGUGUUGAAUGAGAUACAAAGAUACAUCACCCUCCUUCCUUUCAGUCUGCCCCAUGUCGUGACCAAGGACACGAAAUUCAGACAAUUCGUCAUCCCCAAGGACACCAUGGUAUUGCCAUUAUUGUCUUCAGUCCUGCACGAUUGCAAGGAGUUCCCCAACCCAGAGAAGUUUGACCCAGGCCACUUUUUGGAUGAAAAUGGCAGCCUCAGGAAAACGAAUUACUUCAUACCUUUCUCCCUCGGUAAACGGGCCUGUCUUGGGGAGGGCCUGGCCCGCAUGGAGCUGUUCCUCUUCCUCACCACUGUUCUGCAGAACUUUUCCCUGAAGCCGCUGGGGGAUCCCAAGGAACUACCGACCAAGCCCCUCAUUGCUGGGCUUAUCAACAUUCCUCCACCUUUCAAGCUGUGCCUUGUUCCUAGAUAAAAGGAUUUUCUGUUCCAUCAGUUUAAAUCGGGGUAAUUGCUUCUUAGCCGUGCUGGUUAGAUCAGUGGGUUAGAGUCGUCCCCAUAUGCCAAGGCGGCCGGUGCGAUCCCCGGUGAGGGCACUUACAGGAUCAACCAAUUAAUGCAUAAAUAAGCGAAACAAGAAAUCACUGCUGCUCUCUCUGUCCCUUCCUCUCUCUGAAAACAAAUCUUUGAAAACGGAGAAAAAGUUCAAAGUAAUUGCUUUUUCCUCUUACUCCCUGCACUCCACCCAACCCCAACGGUCUUGCCCUUCAUUUUAAACAGUGCAUAGGACAGAAUCGCUGCUCAUUAAGAACCUGAUGGACAUUUGUUUAAAUCUAAAAUCCCUUGCCAAAAGGAGCUGGGUCCUGAAAAUUCCAAGGGUACAAACAAUCAAUUCAUCCCCUGUGCAGCUCCUCAUACACCGCGCUUCAGGGGCACCAAGGCCCGGCCCCCGGAGGCCUUGGUCAGGACAGCCAGCAAGACAGUGGCGCUUUCACUCUUCCUGUGGCUUUGGAGAUCUGAUUUGCUGAAGUUUUUCAAAACAGAGAAAUUAAUAUAAUAGCCUACAUGUAUGAUUUCUAUUUCCAAUUGAAAGUGCCUAUAGGAUUUCUGCCACAUUCCUAAAAUAAAUGUUUACUU
Pteronotus mesoamericanus is the source of this 2245-nucleotide messenger RNA. RefSeq names its product cytochrome P450 2C23-like. NCBI's taxonomy places the organism in Eukaryota, Metazoa, Chordata, Mammalia, Chiroptera, Mormoopidae. The coding region runs from base 99 to 1583 and encodes 494 amino acids. Gene Ontology annotation, molecular function: iron ion binding; heme binding; oxygen binding. Gene Ontology annotation, biological process: xenobiotic metabolic process. The transcript has 9 exons. Gene Ontology annotation, cellular component: intracellular membrane-bounded organelle; cytoplasm. The record is from RefSeq and is a predicted model, not a curated record.